CCAAGUUCAGAACGAAGGAGAGGAUAGUCCUACAGAUACCACAAACCCUGCAUUUCCUGAUGUAUCACCGACCCUUCCACCUGAUAAUAAUGUCUCAGAAGAUCCUCGCCUAUCGAUUUCUCCUAAUAAUCCAGUCUCUUCUUCAA
This is a messenger RNA of Racocetra persica, 146 nucleotides long. The record is from the annotation of a GenBank genome assembly. NCBI's taxonomy places the organism in Eukaryota, Fungi, Glomeromycota, Glomeromycetes, Diversisporales, Gigasporaceae.